Messenger RNA from Myripristis murdjan (pinecone soldierfish), 3444 nucleotides. It is a transcript of the gene slc4a5a, whose product is annotated as solute carrier family 4 member 5a. Gene Ontology annotation, molecular function: sodium:bicarbonate symporter activity; solute:inorganic anion antiporter activity; monoatomic anion transmembrane transporter activity. Lineage: Eukaryota; Metazoa; Chordata; Actinopteri; Holocentriformes; Holocentridae. The coding region runs from base 70 to 3444 and encodes 1124 amino acids. Gene Ontology annotation, biological process: bicarbonate transport; regulation of intracellular pH; transmembrane transport. The record is from RefSeq and is a predicted model, not a curated record. The transcript has 26 exons. Gene Ontology annotation, cellular component: plasma membrane.
AUUGAUGCUGCCCGGCAAACAGCGAAGGCCUUCUCUCAUUUCUUUCAUUCUAACAGACAACUAAUCAGAAUGGACCAUGGAGACCGAGGGAUGGGCAUCUCUCACCUUCGUUAUGAGGAGGAGGAGGACCAUCAGUCCAUCUACAUUGGAGUCCCAGUGCCUCGGGGAUACCGACGCAAACGCCGGCGAAGACGCUCCAGUCGUGAGGCGUCUGACAUGGACAGGGACAGACACUACAGCCACCAUAGACACCACGACCAUGAGCGAUACAGAGAGAUAGACAUGGAGGAGGGACUCAUCGACCCCAGCGAGCAAAACAUCCCAGACAUCAACCACACAAUGUCUCCAGCGGCAGAGCGGCUGCGCUACAUCCUGGGUGAAGAUGAUGACAUGCCAACACCUACACUCUUCACCGAGAUGGACACUCUGCAGCACGAAGGAGACGAGCUGGAGUGGAAGGAGUCUGCCAGGUGGGUGAAGUUUGAGGAGAAGGUUGAGGAGGGAGGAGAGAGGUGGAGUAAACCCCACGUGUCCACGCUGUCCCUACACAGUCUUUUUGAGCUCAGGACGUGUCUCCAGACGGGGACGGUGCUACUGGACCUGGACGGCUACUCACUGCCUCAGAUAGUUGAGGAGAUCAUUGAAAGGCAGAUAGAAGAAGGCAUGAUAUCUCCCGACCUGAGAGAGAAGAUCAGCUUUGUGCUGCUGAGGAAACACCGACACCAGACCAAGAAGCCGAUCCACCGCUCGUUCGCAGACAUGGGCAAGUCCAGCUCCUCUGCCAAUCGAAGUCCGGGGUCACGGGCCGGACCGGGGUCAGGGGCCAACUUCAACCGAUCCACCGAGGAUCUCCGAGUGAAACAGCAGGGUGCCAGCUAUGGCCGUCUGCGUCACGCCCAGAGUCGAAGUAUGAACGACAUCGCAGACACCCCCAGCACAGAUCAGCUUAAGAAUAAGUUCAUGAAGAAGAUCCCCAGAGAUGCCGAGGCGUCCAACGUGCUGGUUGGCGAGGUGGAUUUCCUCACCAAGCCCUUUGUGGCCUUUGUCCGCCUGGCCCAAGCCACCACACUCGGAGGCCUCACUGAGGUCCCUGUGCCCACCAGAUUCCUGUUUGUUCUCUUGGGUCCCCAAGGAAAGGCCAAGUCAUAUAAUGAGAUCGGCCGAGCCAUAGCCACCCUAAUGGUGGAUGAUCUCUUCAGCGAUGUAGCCUACAAGGCCAGGGAUCGGGAGGAUCUCAUAGCAGGCAUUGAUGAGUUUUUGGAUGAAGUGAUUGUUCUUCCACCUGGAGAAUGGGAUCCUAAAAUCCGCAUCGAGCCACCCAAGAAAGUCCCAUCAGCAGAGAAAAGGAAGUCAGUGUUCUCCUUGAAUGAGCUGGGGCUGAUGAACGGCACAGCUGGAGGAGGGGGAGGCCUGGUCGAGGAUGAGAUGCCAGUGCCACAUGAACUGGGAGAGGAGCUGGCAUUUACUGGGCGCUUCUGUGGUGGUCUGUUCCUGGACAUUAAGCGGAAGCUGCCGUGGCUGCCCAGUGAUUUCUAUGAGGGUUUUCACAUCCAGUCCAUCUCAGCGGUCCUCUUCAUCUACCUGGGCUGCAUCACUAAUGCCAUCACCUUUGGUGGCCUGCUGGGAGAUGCUACCGACAACUACCAGGGUGUAAUGGAGAGUUUUCUGGGUACGGCCCUGGCAGGGACCGUGUUCUGCCUCUUCAGCGGCCAACCCCUUAUCAUCCUCAGCUCCACUGGACCCAUCCUCAUCUUCGAAAAGCUCCUCUUUGAAUUCAGCAAGAACAACGGCAUCGACUACAUGGAGUUGCGACUGUGGAUCGGCAUCCACUCCUGCCUGCAGUGUUUCAUCCUGGUGGCCACCGACGCCAGCUACAUCAUCAAGUACAUGACGCGCUUCACAGAGGAGGGCUUUUCCAGCCUCAUCUCCUUUAUCUUCAUCUCCGACGCCAUCAAGAAGAUGGUUGGCGCCUUCAAAUACUACCCCAUCAACACUGACUUCAAGCCUGACUAUGUCACGGCCUACAAGUGCGAGUGUCUGGCCCCAGACCCGAUUCCCAUGCCAGAUAACAGCUCUAGUGUCUCUGGGUUGAAUGUGACAGGUCUGGACUGGAGCCAGUUGAGUAAGAAGGAGUGUCUGAAGUAUGGAGGCUCUCUGGUGGGAAAGUCCUGCAAGUACGUCCCCGAUCUGGCCCUCAUGUCCUUCAUCCUCUUCUUCGGCACCUACUCCAUGACCGUGUCCCUCAAGAAGUUCAAGUUCAGCCGCUACUUCCCCACCAAGUUGAGGAAGCUCAUCAGCGACUUCUCUAUCUUCAUGUCCAUCAUGACAUUCGUGGGGCUGGACAUGCUGAUGGGACUAAAAACACCCAAGCUGAUCGUCCCUACAGAAUUUAAGCCGACUCGGCCGGACCGCGGCUGGCUGGUAAUGCCGUUCGGUAAGAACCCGUGGUGGAUAUAUCUGGCCAGCUUCGUCCCCGCCCUCCUCGUCACCAUCCUCAUCUUCAUGGACCAGCAGAUCAGCGCUGUUAUCGUCAACCGCAAAGAGAACAAACUCAAGAAAGGUUGUGGCUACCAUUUGGAUCUGUUCUGGGUGGGCGUGCUGAUGGCUGCCUGCUCCUUCAUGGGCCUGCCGUGGUACGUGGCCGCCACCGUCAUCUCCAUCGCCCACAUUGACUCUCUGAAGAUGGAAAGCGAGUCCAGCGCUCCUGGAGAGCAGCCACAGUUCCUUGGGGUCAGAGAACAAAGACUUACAGGCAUUUUGGUGUUUGUUCUCACUGGAGUCUCCAUCUUCCUCGCUCCAGUACUUCAGUUCAUCCCCAUGCCUGUGCUGUACGGUGUCUUCCUCUACAUGGGUGUGGCUUCCCUCAGUGGCAUCCAGUUUUGGGACAGGAUUAAGUUGUACAUGAUGCCGUCCAAGCACCAGCCCGACUUCUCCUUCCUCCGUCACGUUCCUCUGAGGAGGGUCCACCUCUUCACUCUGGUUCAGAUCACCUGCCUGGCCGUGCUCUGGAUCCUCAAGUCCACCUUCCUGGCCAUCAUCUUCCCAGUUAUGAUCCUGGGCCUGAUGGGCGUCCGCAAGAUGCUGGACAUGGUCUUCUCCCAGCACGACCUGGCCUGGCUGGACGACCUCCUGCCCGAGAAGGAGAAGAAGAAGAAGGAGGACGACAAGAAGAAAGGAAAGGACAAGAAGAAGGCCAAGCCGGACGACAGCGAGGACGAGGACAAGUACCAUCCCUACUCCAACUGCUCGCCCAGCUCCGAGUCAGACGUGGAUCGCAGCAUCACUCUGCACCUGAAGAUCUCCUGCCCGUCAUCUCCGGCCAUGCCUAUGGGCCGAGGGAUGCCUUGCCCCGUGCCCCAGGUCAAAAUCGAGAUGGAGUCGGACUACGACUCGGACACUGACCACCACCGGCACCGGGACAUGAGCAGUGAGACCACAUUAUAA